GGUCCGGGAGUCAAAAAGACAUCACAUCUGGGAUCGCCAGUCCUGUCGAGUCCGGCAUCGUGUCCCGGGGGGCCGAGGCACACGGGCCGUCUCUGAGCGUGUAGGUGGCACCUCGAGCUGAUUCUUCGGAAUGGUCAUCGCGUAGGAGCCAUCUUGCAGGAAGAAGGGCCAGCCAGAUGGCAGCAGGUUCUGCAGGUCUCGGCGCACCGGGUGCCCCCGAUAGAAAGGGCUGGGAAGCAGAGGAGCUUGUAUUUGCUGCUGCGGCCUGUUCUCUUUAUGCUAUUAAAAGAAAGAAGUACAACUCAACUAAAUAAAGAAACCUCUCUUCCCUCUUUCCUGUGAACAGAUGAAACAGUCAGAUUGCUUGCAGAAAGAAUAAAAGCAGAGGAAAGAAUCUACGUCUUCCAAAGGCUAAAGGACAGAGUAUUGAAAUGGCCUGGAAAGUGUUCAGCAUUAACAGCAUCAAGUCAAAUGUUCACCUGGGGUGCAACUGGGAAGAAACAAAAGAAAAAUCAACGUGCAGUCAAAGAGCCGCUUCACUUUUCUAGAAAGUGACCCUUCACAGAGCUCCAAGGGAGCCUUCUCCCUUAGCAACAGCCCUGAAGUUCCAGAAACCAUUCUAAACCCUGAUGGUCAGCUUCAGCGUCUGUCUGGUCAUCAGACUUAUUGCCGAGUCUUCAUCCCAGGGAGAUGCAUGUGGCGGUCGUGGCAGCAGACGUGAUUUUGCUCUUAAGCAUGGGGUGGACCUCAGACUCUCUCUGCUCACCCACUGUGUUUUACAGAGCCUGCUGGAUCCGACGCUUCCCAGGUCUCCUAGUUGACCUGGAGGAGUCUCAGAAGCUGGGGGCCCAGUUCUUGAAGUAUUAUUCCGAAAGCACCGGUCAGAAGUGCAGUCAGAGCUGCUGUCUUAGGAAGGAUGCUUUUCACUGGACGUGGCUUUGCAGCAUGGGGCUAGCACACACCUGCAGUCGGGGUCAAGUUUCCUGUAACUUGGCUGUCUUCUUCCACGAUCCUAUUCAUGACGAUGUCAACUGCCUCCAUAUUCACUGCCCAACCCUGGAGAGCUGCAUAUUGGAGCCCGGAACCAGCGCCAUUUUAUACAACAUAACAGACGGUGUAGAUCCAGAUUUGCUGGUUUUUGAACAAUCACUGCCCACAUAUCUAAAUACCCGUUCUUCAUCUAACAUACGGGAGAGACUAAGGAUUCUAAAAGCUAUGUAUUUAGAUAAACAACAAACGACCAUGAUAAACCAAAUGCUACCAUCAGUAGAGUCUCCAUCAUCAAUCACAUAUCAAGAUUUGUUUGCAACCACAAAUAAUACUAGGUAUUCCAAGGAAUUAACCACAGGCUCUUGGGCAAGAUUCAUUUCUCUGAAUGACUCCAUUACCACAAACGUAAAUAUGGUGUCAGCCAGUACUGAGUUCAUCAACAAUUCAGAUAACAAGACUAUUUCUCCUUUCUUUGUGCCUAUAGACACAAAACUUUCUCAUAUGCCUAUUCCAUCCCAACUUAACAGUAGCAAACAAUUACUGAACAAAACCAAAGGGUACAACAGCAGAAACCGUACAUCUGAGAAUGAAGACACACCUGAUGGGGCACCUGUGACUUCCAAGACGUGGUUGGUUCCUGUGGCCCUCUGCACCUCUGUCAUCUCUCUCUGCUGUUGUGUAGUCAUCCUGGCAUCUGGAUGCUGUCGAAAGCACCAGGGCCAGUAUAAACUAGGACAGAGAAAGUCAGGAUCCAAGCAAAUUAAAAAAUGUACCAUUCUGAAGGAGCGCUCUUAAUGGUAAAAGAUGUGAGCAUUGUAAGCUUUUAAGAGAAUCAUUUUCAGUUUUCUGUAAGACGAGGGCAGUUUGAUUAAAAACAAAUAAAUAAAAAGCACAGAUACCCAUUCUUACCAAUCUCUAAAGAAUGCCAAUGUUUGAUAAACAUAAUUGCUUUUUUGAUUAUUUCCAUUUUUGAAUAGUGUACCUUUUGCUGAAGUUCCAAAAUUCUGAUCUCUGCAGUUAUUCAGAACCACGUAAGAGAUAGCUUUAAGUGCUGUACAUGUAUUAGCUUGUUGAUUCCUUGAACUCUGUGAGAUAAGUAUGCUACUGUUAACUAUUAUACUGUUCUUAUCACAUUUUACAGAUGAGGAAACUGAGGAAAGAGAGGCUAAGUAUCUUGCCGAAAGUCACACAGCUAGUAUGUAGCAA
Balaenoptera acutorostrata (minke whale) is the source of this 2196-nucleotide messenger RNA. It is a transcript of the gene MANSC4, whose product is annotated as MANSC domain containing 4. The record is from RefSeq and is a predicted model, not a curated record. Lineage: Eukaryota; Metazoa; Chordata; Mammalia; Artiodactyla; Balaenopteridae. The transcript is spliced from 6 exons. The coding region runs from base 691 to 1785 and encodes 364 amino acids.